Messenger RNA from Chinchilla lanigera (long-tailed chinchilla), 1752 nucleotides. Its product is annotated as zinc finger protein 883-like. The record is from RefSeq and is a predicted model, not a curated record. NCBI's taxonomy places the organism in Eukaryota, Metazoa, Chordata, Mammalia, Rodentia, Chinchillidae. Gene Ontology annotation, molecular function: DNA-binding transcription factor activity, RNA polymerase II-specific; RNA polymerase II cis-regulatory region sequence-specific DNA binding. Gene Ontology annotation, cellular component: nucleus. The transcript is spliced from 4 exons. Gene Ontology annotation, biological process: regulation of transcription by RNA polymerase II.
AUGUGUGUGUAGGAAUCAAUCACCAUUGAAGACGUGACCAUCAACUUCACCCCAGAUGAAUGGGCCCUACUGGACACGCCCCAGCGAAAGCUGUAUAGAGAUGUGAUGCUGGAAAACAUCGGUAACCUGGCAUCUCUUGUCCACAUUGCUAUUUUCUUCUGGACAGGACAAGAAUGCGGCAAACCAGAUGUAAUUUUCAACAGAGCUGAAAGAGAAAUUCUAUGCAUUCUAGAACAAAAAGAUUUUCCUCCAAACCAGACCCCAGAAAGAAUGAGCACAGAUGAAGGAGAGGAAAUGAAAAACAUUCAAAUUAUGAAUAAGAAUAAAACACACACCAUCAAGCCCUUGGAGAACACUCAGGGCAAGCAGAUACAUUUUGAAGGAAAUCUGUGUGGGAAAACCUUGACAUAUCCUUCUGCAUUGGGAAGACGGAAAAUGACUAUCUUUGGAAAUGAAUGUUGUGUACUAGAAAAAAUCUUCAAUCAAUCUUCUAAAUUUUACCGGCAUCUGAGAACAGAAGCUGGUGAAAAACAUUAUAAAUGUCAUCUUUGUGGGAAAAGAUUGAAAAAUUCACAGAGCCUGAAAAAUCAUAUGAGAACACACACAGGGAACAAACCUUAUGAAUGCCAUCUAUGUGGGAAGACCUUCUCCCAGUUAUGUAACCUUAGUAUACAUGAGAGAACACACACAGGAGAGAAGCCAUAUAAAUGUGAUGUGUGUCAAAAAACUUUUGCUCAUUCUAAUACUCUUAAGAAUCAUAAGAGAACACACACAGGGGAGAAGCCGUAUGAAUGUCAUCUCUGUGGGAAGGUCUUCUCUCUUUUAGGUAACCUUAGUAAACAUGAGAGAACACACACAGGAGAGAAACCUUAUGAAUGUGAUGUGUGUCAAAAAGCUUUUGCACAUUCUAAUACCCUUAAAAGUCAUAAGAGAACACACACAGGAGAGAAACCAUAUGAAUGUCAUCUGUGUGGGAAGGCCUUCUCUCAGUUAUCUAACCUUAGUGUACAUGGGAGAACACACACAGGAGAGAAGCCAUAUGAAUGUCAUCUAUGUGGGAAGGCCUUCUCUCAGUUAUCUGCCCUUGGUAUACAUGAGAGAACACACACAGGAGAGAAGCCGUAUGAAUGUCAUCUGUGUGGGAAGGCCUUCUCUCAGUUAUCUACCCUUAGUAUACAUGAGAGAACACACACAGGCGAGAAGCCAUAUGAAUGUCAUCUAUGUGGGAAGGCCUUCUCUCAGUCAUCUACCCUUAGUACACAUGAGAGAACACACACAGGAGAGAAACCAUAUGAAUGUCAGCUGUGUCAAAAAGCCUUUGCUUAUUCUAAUACCCUUAAAAUUCAUAAGAGAACACACACAGGAGAGAAACCAUAUGAAUGUCAGCUGUGUCAAAAAGCUUUUUCUCAUUCUAAUGUCCUUAAAAAUCAUAAGAGAACACACACAGGAGAGAAACCCUAUGAAUGUCAUGUGUGUAACAAAGCUUUUGCUCAUUCUAAUACCCUUAAAAAUCAUAAGAGAACGCACACUGGAGAGAAGCUAUAUGAAUGUCAGCUUUGUGGGAAUACCCACUCUCAAUCCUCUCACCUUAAUAUACAUAAGAUAACACACACAGGAAAGGAACUAUAUGAAUGUGCUCUACGUGGGAAGAACUUCACUCAAUCAUCUCACCUUACUAAGCAUGAGAGAACACACAGCAGGGACAAUAUAUUGACGACACCCCCAGAACAGCCUGCAGUUUUCUCAACUUAG